This is a messenger RNA of Ambispora gerdemannii, 657 nucleotides long. Lineage: Eukaryota; Fungi; Glomeromycota; Glomeromycetes; Archaeosporales; Ambisporaceae. The record is from the annotation of a GenBank genome assembly.
AUGAGUAAUCCUAAUAUUACUAGUAAAAAACUUUAUGAUGUUUCACAUAAUGCCAGAUUCGAUUUUAUAUUGGCUGAAGUUCAAGAAUGGCUUGAAAGACAAGCUUUGCAUCAAAUUCAUAUAUCUCGUCCAAAGUUUAUUCAAUAUGCCUCUUUUAAUGAUAUACAAGAUUUAAACGAAGUACACCAGUCUGAUACUACGCCUAUGCCUCAUGAUAAAGUAGGUAAUCAGAUUUACAAGUAUAGGAGUGUUAUCAAAGAUGUUGCAACUAGGUACCAAUGUAGUUUUGCAUUAACUGAUAAAUUUUCUGCACAAAUGGCUAAAGCAAUCCAAAAAAUUUACAAUGAUUCUAAUAAUCCUUUUAACUAUCCAAAAACUUUUAUUAGUAAUAGAGGUAUGUCUCCUAAUGAGACAGUAAAACAUGCAUUAAAAAGUGAAAAAAUAAUAGCCAAACCUGCAGUUAAGCAUAGAAAACCUAUUGGUUAUAGCGAGUUUCUUUUACCAAGCAAUGUAGAAGUUCAUCAUCUUUUAGAACCUGAAAAUCAACCAGUUCUCUAUAAGCUAUAUAAUGGACCUAAACAUUCUUUUGUACUAGAAGAGCUACAAAUUAUCCCUCCAGAUACAAUGCUAUCAUCCAGAUAUAUUCUUAAGCAUUAG